Messenger RNA from Rosa chinensis, 2317 nucleotides. RefSeq names its product protein OPI10 homolog. Gene Ontology annotation, biological process: protein import into nucleus. The record is from RefSeq and is a predicted model, not a curated record. Gene Ontology annotation, molecular function: nuclear import signal receptor activity. The transcript is spliced from 2 exons. Bases 94 to 657 code for a protein of 187 amino acids. Gene Ontology annotation, cellular component: nucleus; cytosol. NCBI's taxonomy places the organism in Eukaryota, Viridiplantae, Streptophyta, Magnoliopsida, Rosales, Rosaceae.
CUGUCCUCCCUCACCGUUACACUCACACUCUCUCUUCUGCUAAACAAAACCCUAAAACCCUAAACUCUACUCCACAGAAAGAAGAAGAAGAAGAUGUUUGGGGUUGUUUUCCCCAACCGUAGCUUCCCAAUGGACAUCUCCUCCUUCUCCCAAAUCGACACUUUCCAUUGGGUCCUCGACAUGAACACCUUCGUAGGUGAGGCGUACGAUCAGGUUCGUGAAAUGUGCAUAUUCCUUUUAAACGGCUUCCAGCUGCCGGCGGACAAAGCCCUAGCCGUUUACAUCCAGUCUCCCGGCUCCGCCUUCCUCUUCUGCGGCGCCGUCACCGUCGCUCGCCCCUCGGCGGUGCUCGCCCUCCCCUGGCCGGAGCCCGGUGGCCAGCUCCAGCUCACCGCCGACGCCGCCCCACUCUCCGCCAAGAUCGGGGUCUCGGUCGAGGACCUGGCCACGCUGCCGUCUCUGGAUGUCACCGCCGAGAAGCGAAUCGAGCGUUUGGCGAUGAAGGUUGGGGAGAAUCUCUUCAAUUUUAUGCAGUCGUUCUGUGGCGUCGAUGGCUCCAAGCUGGUGGUGCCCAUGGAUAUAUUGGAUCGGUGGUUCAAGAAGUUCCAGGAGAGGGCUAAGCGAGACCCCGAGUACUUGAAGGGCUUCGUUUUGUAAUUCUGUAAGUCUUGCUUGUUCACUUUUUUCUUUUAACUCUAUCGACCUUUCUGUAAACUCUGAAUCCUUUCCACUCAAUCUUCUGUAGAAUUUUCACUUGUUAGGACUUUGCUUCUUUCAAUCUGACAGUGAGAAACCCCCAAAUUUGGGGAUCCGUGUGUGAAUUGUUUAAUCUUCUAUGAAUGACAUCUAUCUUGUUACAUUGAUUCAAAACCAUUUAUUUUCAUAAUAAACAAUGAAGAUUCGGAAAAAAAACCACGGGAUAUAACAGCAUGAUGCAGAGAAAGAGGCAAUGGAAUAUGAGAAACAGGCCAAUUCGGAAUCUCAUUCCUCCACUUCAUAUGAGCAUUAGAAAAGCUAAUGGCAGAUUUAGCUACCUGAUGUGCUAACAUUAACGUCUCUCGGAAUAUAUAUAUACCAGAAGAUGCACGGAAUUGCUUUAGUAAUCCAUUAAUCUCCUUGAUUAACCUUUACCUUUGUAAGUUGAGGUGAGUAACAAAUCUAGGACAUUAGGAUGCUGAUGAGCGUUAGUUGGCAUUCUCUGAUGAUAUGCAUGGUUUCUCGACUUUGGUUCAAUUGGUGAAGAUUUGCUAGCCUGCUGCGCUAUUGCUUCUUACUUAUAAGACCAAUACAUGUUCUUCAAGUACAAUUUUUAAUCCCUCAUAUUCUGUUUUUAAAAUUUUAAAGUAGCUCCUUUUUAGGAAAGAACAAACAUGCAAAAACGUGAUAGAGAUAGGUGGCUAUACCCUAUCAAAUGCGUGGAUAAGAAGACUCUAACUAUCUUAAAUGUCUCUUAUGGAUGCAAAAUUUUGACAAUCCUUCUCUUUUUCUUCUUGGCCCCUCUUGUGUCAAAAUUGUGCCCCAAUCUGAAGGUGUUGACUUGUAUUAGAGCUUGGGGAAGGAUUAGUACUUGUGAUAUGAUUUGGGGCAGGAUUAUAUAUGACUGUAGGGAUCAUUCUUUCCAUGAUUGGAAUGCUGUAGUGUUUUUGUCUGUUCUUUUUGCUGCCGUUUUAGGUAUCUCAUACAUUUACAGUUUGCUAGUUUUCAGAGGGACUUCUUGUACCUUGUACUAUUGUUUCUGUUCUUAUUUAAUGUUACUUUCCUAUAUAAAAAAAAGAAGCGAAACUUGUUUGUUUUGGGUGGUGUUGUUCAAUCUGCCCUAGCUGUCUCUUGAUAUAUAUCUGCAAUUCUUACAGUCUCAUGCUAGUAGAUUCGUAUCUUUUCGUAGUUAACUCAUUCUUUAUUUUCCUUUUUGUUAGCAAGUAGUGGCGGACUUGAUGAGAACCGGAAUUAAAUUAAACUUACAGAUUGUUUAGAUCUUGCAUCCUAUGUUCUAGUACCUGGAGAUGAGCAGUUUUUGAUAUGCCUGAAUAAAAAACACACGUCUGAGAGGUUCUCUAUUAAGUUAAGUUUGAUAUUCUCAUGAUCUAACUGUAUUGAGUGGAUUGAAAUGAGGGAUUUGGAUCUGCCUAUAGUUUAGAUGGUUUAACUGAACGUUAGAUGUAUCUUCUAUUAACAAUUCUCUCCAGUAGAGAACAGUUGUCAAAUCAUUCAUUUUUUUCCUUCAAACAUCUAAUUGAACUUUGGAUUUUCUUACUCUGUAAUUCCUUUUGAUGGAAAAAAAAAAAAAAAAAAACCAUUGUAAACUGCACAUCAAUUU